Molecule: messenger RNA, 4120 nt
Organism: Pseudoliparis swirei
Lineage: Eukaryota; Metazoa; Chordata; Actinopteri; Perciformes; Liparidae
Gene: morc2
Product: MORC family CW-type zinc finger 2
Exons: 28
Coding region: 173-3271 (1032 amino acids)
Cellular component (GO): nucleus
Molecular function (GO): zinc ion binding
Source: RefSeq, a predicted model, not a curated record
GACCAGAAACCAAGUCACCGCCGUCGAGGUGGUUGGAUUACCCGAGGAGGCCUGGCGAUUGUUUUAUGUAAAAAGGAAAAAGGAAACCUAACGAUACACAAUGAGAAUUCUCGACUAGAGCUGUGCUGAAAGGAAGAAGAACAUCAACAGACCUGGGAUCGGUUGUGUGGCCAUGGCCUACUCCAACUACAGCAAUCUGAGCAGGGCGCAGCUGACCUUUGAGUACCUGCACACAAACUCGACGACCCACGAGUUCUUAUUUGGAGCGUUGGCCGAGCUCGUGGACAAUUCAAGAGAUUCCAAUGCCACACGGAUAGACAUCUACACAGAAAAAAGGCCAGAGCUGCGGGGCGGCUACACGCUCUCCUUCCUGGAUGACGGUAUUGGAAUGGACCCGAAUGAGGCGAUGCAUGUGAUUCAGUUUGGGAAGUCAAACAAACGAUCCCCCGAUUCCUCUCAGAUCGGCCAGUAUGGAAACGGACUCAAGUCCGGCUCUAUGCGUAUUGGGAAAGACUUCAUCCUGUUCACCAAGAAGGGCAACACGCUCACGUGCCUCUUCAUGUCCAGGACUUUCCAUGAAGAGGAGGGACUGGAUGAGGUGAUCGUGCCCCUUCCCUCCUGGGAUCUGACAACCAAUGAGCCACUGACCUCUGACCCAGAGAAGUACGCCAUAGAGACUGAGCUGAUCUUCAAAUACUCACCUUUUAAGAGUGAACAGCAGCUGAUGGAGCAGUUCAACAAAAUAGAAAGUAGCAGUGGAACUCUUGUGAUCAUCUAUAAUCUGAAGCUGAUGGACAACAGAGAAUCAGAGCUGGAUGUAGAGACGGAUCACCAGGACAUACUGAUGGCUGGGACACCUGUGGAAGGAUUGAAGCCGGAGAAGAGGUCGUUCAGGGCGUACACGGCUGUUCUGUACAUCGAUCCACGCAUGAAGAUUUACAUCCAGGGACAUAAAGUCAGGACCAAGAGACUGUCCUGCUGUUUAUAUAAACCAAGGGUUUAUAAAUACACAUCAACUCGUUUCAAAACCCGCGCUGAGCAAGAAGUGAAGAAAGCAGAUCACCUUGCGAAGCUCGCGGAAGAUAAAGCCAGAGAGGCGGAGAGUAAGCAAAUGGCUCUGGAGGCCAGAUUAGGAGAUGACCUGUCAAAAGAUUCACGGGCAAUUCUGAGAAAUGUUCAAGAUUCAGCCAUGAUGCUCCGGAGGGAUUGUGACAUGAAGAAAAGGAUUCUCGAAGCCAAACAGAGAGCGUUAAAGGAGCCGAAGGAGUUGAGUUUUAUAUUUGGCGUGAACAUAGGACAGAGGGACCUGGAUGGGAUGUUUGUGUACAACUGUUCUCGUCUCAUCAAGAUGUACGAGAAAACAGGGCCCCAGCUGGAGGGAGGCAUGGCCUGUGGAGGAGUGGUUGGAGUCGUGGACGCCCCAUAUGUGAUUCUAGAGCCUACUCACAACAAACAGGACUUUGCAGACUCUAAAGAGUAUCGACAUUUACUGAAAUGCAUGGGAGAAUAUUUAGCUCAGUACUGGAAGGACUCUAACAUUGCUCAGAAAGGCAUCGUGAAGUUCUGGGACGAGUUCGGAUAUCUGUCGGCCAACUGGUCUGCACUUCCGUCAUCAGAGCCGAGAUACAAGAGACGUCGUGCCAUGGAGAUACCACUUACUAUUCAGUGUGAUAAAUGUUUAAAGUGGAGAACGCUGCCAUUCCAGAUGGAUGCUGUGGACAAACGCUACCCAGACAGUUGGGUGUGUCUCAUGAACCCUGACAGCUCUCAGGACAGGUGUGACGCUGCUGAACAGAAACAGAAUUUGCCAUGUGGUGUUCUGAAGAAAGACAAGCAGACCGCUGAGGACAAACGGAAAGAACUGGCAGAGAAAAUCAAACAGCAGCAGGGGAAGCUCGAGUCUUUGCAGAAAACCAGCACGGUCAGAUCUGCAGCAGAUGUUAAAAAGCUGCCACUGGAUGUCAGCAUGAAGCCAACGGAGAGCUCCUCUCAGGCGACUCGGUCCUCUGAGCGGUCCAUCACACGCCCCCGCUCCCCGCCGCUCCCAGCUCACCUGAAGGGCAGCCUUCCAUCUCGAGCAGCUUCUCAGCGCCCCCCCCGGACACCUGUCCCUCCGGCACCACCGUCCAAAGUAGAAGCAUCGCGGUCCAGAGGUGCAGCCAAGCCUGGACCAAAGGCUGCAGCCAAAGCUCCCCCACCCAGCCGCAGCUCUCGGACACCCGCCAAAGCAUCGCCGGCCAAAGCAGCUGGACAGCGCAAGAGAAUUAUAGACCAGGAUGACAGCGAGGAGGAGGAGGAAGAAGACGAAGAUGAGGACGAAGAAGAGGAGGAGAGUGAUGAAGAAGAACCACAGACAAAGAAAUCCAAGAUGGCCGCAGCAGCCGGUAACCGCGGGAAAGCGAUAGAGAAAGCCUUCCCUGCCAAACGUGGCAAGUUGGACGAGGCUAAGACCCAGAAGAAAGGAGUUUCUCCUCCUAUACGGCAGACACCAACUGCGCCGACCUCUCUCCCUAAACCCCUUUCCAUGCAACAGCAUGGGGCGAAAGCAAAGGCGCCCUCAGAGAAGCCCGCUCAGGAGGAGCCGGAGGACGACGCUAAGAAUGCUCAGAAAGAUAAGGGUCUGCUGGUUGAAGUGCGCGUCAGCAACGAGUGGUACACGGGCAAAGUCUUUGCCGUCGAGGUGAUUAAACAGGGUAUUCGCUGGAGGGUGAAGUUUGACUACGUGCCUCGGUCCACCCCUAAAGACAGAUGGGUGUUGAAGGGAAGCGAUGAUGUCCGGUUGAUGCGGCCGCCAUCUCCGAUCUCUCAGACACCUGACACUCAACAAGAGACCGAGAGGAGUCUGGCCCCCAUGGAGCCCGACACGACGCAACCGGGAACCAGUCGAGAGGUGACCGACAGUCUCGUCACCAUGUUGAGGACAAUGCUGCGUUACUUUUUCCCUCCCGCUUUUCGAAUUCCAAAGGACGAUGUUAACAGCAUGACGGCUGAGGAGCUUGUGGCCUUCCCUUUGAAAGAGUAUUUCCAGCAAUAUGAAUCGGGUCUCCAGUCUUUGUGCAACUCGUACCAAAGCAGAGCUGACGCCAGGGCCAAAGCCGUGGAGGAGAAGAGCAACAGCAACGAGGUCAAACUGAAGGAGGCGGACGAGAAACUACAGAAACUACGAACCAACAUCGUAGCGCUCCUCCAAAAAGUACAAGAGGACAUUGACAUAAACACUGACGACGAGCUCGACGCUUAUAUAGAGGACCUCCUGACUAAGGGGGAUUAAAGAAGGCCGACGAGACAGAAGAGUACGCGCACAUAAAACCCAACGGCAGUUUUCAUUCCAGCCAUUUUUUUGUUGACGGCUCCCAAGGACUCCUCUCUGAGUGCCGAGCUGGAUGUUUAAUCCGAAUGUCAUGGGUAUGAACGUAUGAUCUCUGAUAUCGAUGUUUCCAGCGUUUCAUCAUCACUAGUGCGUUAAGUUGACAGGUUCUCUGGUGUUCUAACAUUGUUGGCUAGUUGGUGGUUUUCUCAUUAGUUCCACUCAUAUAUGUUAAUCUAUGUUUCACCCAUCCUCUCCUGAUUGACCUUUUAAAUCAUUCGUGAAGGUCCCUUUAUAGAGCCAGCUAAUGCUGUGGCAGACUACGUCUGUUCCCUUGUGUCCCUCUCGGUCCAUCGUCUGGUGAGAAGUGUUCACACCGAGUGACUGGACUGUCUGCAUUGCAGCCUGUACUAAAACAUUCACUUUUAUUUUUAUACACUAAAGACACAUCAGUGUUGCCUCUUUCCUUCCUCCAGCCUGGUGUGACGAGCAAACCGGCUGGGUGGUGUGCCACAAACGAGAACUACUUACUGGGUUUUAUCAGUAUGAUUAUUCCCAUAAAUCCCUCCUGCAUUUAAGAUAUGAUUGGUUUUGUGUUUAUUUUUGGAAGAAAAGAAAUUUCAUUUAAAUGCAAAGGUUUUGUGUUAAUACUUAUCCAGUCCCUGUGCCCUUCCUUUUGAACAGGUUUUUAACAUGUCAUGGAAAUGUUUUAUUCAACGGUGCAUGCAUUAAUUCUGUUUGUUCUGAUGAGAGCAAAGGAUUCUGUAUUUUUGACAAAUCUUUACUUGGAACAAUAAAACAGGUUCAGCAACA